This is a messenger RNA of Nomascus leucogenys (northern white-cheeked gibbon), 1787 nucleotides long. It is a transcript of the gene SLC30A4, whose product is annotated as solute carrier family 30 member 4. NCBI's taxonomy places the organism in Eukaryota, Metazoa, Chordata, Mammalia, Primates, Hylobatidae. Gene Ontology annotation, biological process: zinc ion transmembrane transport; response to zinc ion. Gene Ontology annotation, cellular component: plasma membrane. Gene Ontology annotation, molecular function: zinc ion transmembrane transporter activity. The record is from RefSeq and is a predicted model, not a curated record. The transcript has 4 exons. The coding region runs from base 331 to 894 and encodes 187 amino acids.
GCACGCGCGUGGCCUCGCGCAAGGCGGGGAGAGGCGGCGGCUGUGGGCGUCCGGCCCCGAACCUGUCAGACUUGAGGAGCUGGCCUCCAGCGGCGGGCGCGGCGGACGCGAGCACGACCCCGCUCUCCCGUGGCCCCGGGUGGAGCAGCGCAAGCCGGCCUCGCUGAGCCGGCCGGGGGCGGGGAGAUGAGCUGCGGCCCCGCGGCAGCGCCCCAGGAUGGGGAGGGACGCGCGGCACUGCCCUCGAGAACUGGCGCUCCGGUGAAGUAGGCGCCGCCGGCCGUCCGCCUCCCGCAAUCCGUUCCGCACCGCGGUCGCUCAGCCUCUGCCAUGGCCGGCUCUGGCGCGUGGAAGCGCCUCAAAUCUCUGCUAAGGAAGGAUGAUGCGCCGCUGUUUUUAAAUGACACCAGCGCCUUUGACUUCUCGGAUGAGGCGGGGGACGAGGGGCUUUCUCGGUUCAACAAACUUCGAGUUGUGGUGGCCGAUGACGGUUCCGAAGCCCCGGAAAGGCCUGUUAACGGGGCGCACCCGACCCUCCAGGCCGACGAUGAUUCCUUACUGGACCAAGACUUACCUUUGACCAACAGUCAGCUGAGUUUGAAGGUGGACUCCUGUGACAACUGCAGCAAACAGAGAGAGAUACUGAAGCAGAGAAAGGUGAAAACCAGGUUGACCAUUGCUGCCGUUCUUUACUUGCUUUUCAUGAUUGGAGAACUUGUAGGCGGAUACAUUGCAAAUAGCCUAGCAAUCAUGACAGAUGCACUUCAUAUGUUAACGGACCUAAGCGCCAUCAUACUCACCCUGCUUGCUUUGUGGCUAUCAUCAAAAUCACCAACCAAAAGAUUCACCUUUGGAUUUCAUCGCUUAGGCUGGAAUACAAUGACACCAUCAUAGCUCACUGCACUCUCGAACUCCUGAGCUCUAGAAAUCUAACCCUCGCAGCCUCCAGAGUAGCUAGGACUGCAUGCACAUACCACCAUACCCAGCUAAUUUUUUAAUUUUUUGUACAGACAUGGUCUUGCUUUGUUGCCCAGGCUGGUCCUGAACUCCUAGCUUCAAGCUAUCCUUCCACCUCAGUCUCCCAAAGUGCUGGGAUUACAACCAUAAGCCACUGCACCAGGCCUGAUGAAUGGAACCUUUUAAAGUAACUAAUAGUCCAGGCACUGUGGCUCAUACCUCUAAUCCCAGCACUUUGGGAGGUCAAGACAGGAGGAUCACUGGAUCCCAGGAGUUGGAGACCAGCCUGGGCAACUUAGGGAGACCCCGUCUCUAUAAAAAGAAAAAUUAGCAGAUGUGGUGGCACAUGCCUGUGGUCCCAGCUACUUGGGAGGCUAAGAUAGGAAGAUUGCUUGGGUCCAGGAGGUUGAGGCUGCAGUGAGCCAUGUUUGGGCCACUGCACUCUAGCCUGGGUGACGGAGCAAGACCCUGUCUCAAAAAAAUAAAAAAAUAUAGGCUGGGCGCCGUGGCUCACGCCUGUAAUCCCAGCACUUUGGGAGGCCGAGGCGAGUGGAUCAUCUGAGGUUGGAGUUCAAGACCAGUCUGACCAACAUGGAGAAACCCCGUCUCAACUAAAAAUACAUGUGGCACAUACUUGUAAUCCCAGCUACUCAGGAGGCUGAGGCAGGAGAAUCGCUUGAACCUGGGAGAUGGAGGUUGCGGUGAGCUGAGAUCGUGCCAUUGCACUCCAGACUGGGCAACAAGAGCAAGACUCCAUCUCAAAAAAAAAAAAAAAAAGUAAAAAGUCACUAAUAUAUAAUAUGUAAUGAACAAUUGUUUUUACAAUGAAA